This is a messenger RNA of Actinia tenebrosa (Australian red waratah sea anemone), 5782 nucleotides long. RefSeq lists its product as uncharacterized. NCBI's taxonomy places the organism in Eukaryota, Metazoa, Cnidaria, Anthozoa, Actiniaria, Actiniidae. The record is from RefSeq and is a predicted model, not a curated record. Gene Ontology annotation, molecular function: protein binding.
AAUCAACCCGCCUAAAGGCAUAAAUUAUGUAUAACAAAAAUAGUACUGAAGCGUGCUAUUAUAAAAAGCUCGACAAACACAAAGCUCGUUCACUGUCACACGCAUUAACUUUAGGAAUCAAAAAAUGACUUAAGCUAUGAUUACUACAAGCUUGUAAGCCAACUAUAGGACUGAAAAUCAGGAGUUCUAGAUUUGUGGAAUUGAGAAAUUGUAGGACGGAUUUGAAUUGGGCAUCUGUAAGCGGUUGUGUCGCAGCAGUGAACCCGAGAUUCCAGUUGAUGACACCUGCUAGCGAGAGAUUGUUUGUGUUUUCGUUCAUUUUGCGUCCGUGCGUUGGAGUAGUGGAACUCUUUAUUACUCGGCCACAGAACUUCAGGAGACUAGAAAAUACCCAAGAAUAAUAUUAUAAUCAUCGUCAAACGGAGGGCUUGCUUCAAAGUUCUUAUCCACCAAGAAGGCAAUGCUGCUAGAACAUGGUGACUGCUCGUCAUGAAGGAGUGGCAAGAAUAGACUUGCGUUCAAUAAUCUUACUCCAACAAGCUUGUAAGGAUGGAAACAUCCAGGUCUUGAAAAAAAUUGGUAACAAGCUCUCGAAUAUUGAUCUCAAAGCAAAUGGCAUGGCCUUAAUACAUAUCGCAUCAAGACACGGAAACAUCGAUACAGUCAGAUAUCUGAUCUCGCUGGGUGCUAAUGUUAAUACUGUUGAUGAUGAUGGACUUACACCCUUGCAUUGGGCAAGUAAAGGCGCCCAUACAGAAGUUAUGGAAUUACUUCUUAGAGCUGGAGCAAACUGCAACGCUCGAUCCAAGAAUGGCACAAUGCCCGUUCACUUAGCUGCAAAGAGCGGUAGCGAUAAAGCUGUGCAUAUACUGAUUACUAAUGGCGCUGACGGCAACGCAGUCGACAAAGAAGGGCGUAACCCACUCUACCUAGCGAGCGAAGCAGGACAUGUGUCUGUCAUUGAUAUUCUAAUUCACUAUGGUUUCCAGCAACACUUACCGCUUACGGAUGGAAAUACUCCAGUCCACAAAGCUGCCAUGAACGGACACUUGGGAGCCGUUGACUUUCUAAUUAAACAGGGAGCUGAUAAAAACGCUGUUGACAAAGAUGGAUGGAACCCACUCCACUCUGCCUGCCAAAAAGGCCAUAUCGGUGUUAUAGAGACGCUUCUUUCUAAUGGCAUAAAAGCUGAUUCACGAAUUAACGGAGGAUGUACACCCGUAAUGAUUGCGGGCUGCCAUGGCUACCCUGAGGCAGUCGACUUUCUUGCCAACAAAGGCGCAAAUGUUCGAUCUGCAGAUGAAUUUGGAUGGACAGCUUUGCAUUUUGCAAGUCUAGGUGGCCAUAUUCCUAUAAUUCGCUUGCUUUUAAAACUCGACGCGGACAUUAAUAGGCAAACAAGGCAGGGUUCAACUGCGCUACAAAUCGCGGCCCGGUACGGACACCACGAGGUAAUCUACUAUCUGCUAAGGAAAGGCGCAGAUGUGCAUGCUACUGAUAAAGAAGGAUGGACAGUCCUUCAUUACGCAAGCCAAGGCGGAAAACUGUUAACUAAAGCCUUAGAAGUCAUAGUUCAAAAAGGUGUCGAUUUAAAUGCUCCUUCAAAUUCAGGCAUAACUCCUUUACAUAUAGCAUCAAGGCACGGGCAUCAGGAAAUUUUAGAAUUUUUAUUGGAAAACGGGGCUGACUUCCAAAUUGAAGACAAAGAAGGCUGGAAUGCCUUUCACCAUGCGUGCAAGGGUGGACACACAGACGUUAUCGAGACGCUUUUUCACAAAGGUCUAGAUAUUAACACACGUACUAAAUGCGGCCUGACACCUGUGUGUAUUGCGGCUCUACGUGGUCAUCGUGAGGUGCUGGAGUUUCUUCUUCCUCGUGGUGGUGAUCUUCAUGUUGCAGACAACAAUAGCAUGACAGCUCUACACUAUGCUAGCAAGAGUGGAGAAAUAGGUGUGAUAAAGAUGCUCCUUGAACAUGGUAUGGAUAUAAAUGCUCAAACAGAGAAAUUUGUUUCGCCUCUGCAUAGUGCGGCUGGUGCUGGGCAACUGGAGGCAGUAAAGUACCUCAUUGAUCAGGGAGGGGAUUUCGCCCUGAUGGAUGAAAAUGGAUGGAGUACUCUACAUUUUGCAAGUCAGGCAGGCCAUUUAUCUGUAAUAAGUGAGCUUAUUGACCAUGAGGCUGACCCAAACUGCCGAACAUUCGAAGGUUUUACACCUUUACACCUAGCGAUACAGAAUAAUAAGCUAAAUGCUAUAAGAAUGUUGCUUUCUAAAGGUGCUGAUGAGUACGAGACGACACAAGCAGGUCUCAAUUCACUACAUAUUGCCUGUGAAUACGGCUUUGUUUCAAUAAUAGAGUUACUUCUUGAGCUUGGAGUGAACGUGAAUAGCACCACAACUAAAGGCUCUACUGCAUUACACAUUGUAGCAAGUCGUGGUCACGUUGCAGCUGUUGCACCGUUGUUGUCACGCAAUGCUGAUUUGCGAAUGGAAGAUUCGAACAACUGGACGCCACUUCAUAUAGCUUGCAUCGAAGGCCAUCUAGAAGUCGUUAAAGCUUUGCUGCAGCACGGCUUGGAGCCAGAUAUAAAAAACACAAAGAGUAUAACUCCACUGCACUGCGCAUCACAACAUGGCCACCCUGAAAUCAUCGACUUCCUUCUUACUAAAGGCGUGGAUAUGAACGCCACAGACGAUGCAGGCUGGAAUGCGUUACACUUUGCUAGCAGCGAGGGCAAAAUUGAUGUCGUUAAGAGCUUGAUUAAACUUGGCGCUCAACCAGAUUGCCCAACAUAUGACGGCGUAGCACCUAUACACAUAGCCUCUAAGAAUCGUCACUCUGAGGUAAUUGACUUUUUAAUAGAGCAAGGUGCAGACAAGCAUAUUGUAGACAAAAAGGGAUGGAACGCGCUGCAUUAUCUUGCUAAAGAUGGGAGCGUCAAAGAAGCAGAGGUACUCUUGAACCAUGGUGUUGAUAUUAUCGUCAAGAGAACAUACGAUGGUGAUACGGCUCUUGCAAUUGCCGAGAAGGAAGGCAACAACGCGAUGCAGCAGUACCUACAUGGAUUUAUGUUUAAGCAUUUUGGAAUAACUGGAGAUGAAGCAGAUGGUGCAAAACAAGGUGCUUAUUGCGUAAUUUUAUGAAAUAAGUCCAUAAACUCUGGAGAAUAAUUCAGAUUGAUUUGAGUGCGCUUCCUGAAUGUGAAAGCUGUUUAUAGAUCCGAGUUAAAACUAAAUGUGUCGGCGUGCAUCUGAACAAAUUCUUUGCAAAUGAUUGGCAUAGCGGCAGAUUAAAAUUAUGACUAGAAUUCCAAAACAUUGUUCUAAUGCAAAGAGCUCAUCAUAUCCGAAAGCUGCAUCAAACAAGGAAACAAAAGCAAAAUAUAGAUAAUCAGAUGAAAUGCCUUACUUAACCUGAAUAAAAGCUAGUGAUAUCUCUAAAAGAUACUGGACACUGAAUUCAAAAGCCAUGGYUUUACAGAUGCGAAAAACACAGACAAGCUCUAACAGCCAACUAACAGCCAUAUGACUUGAAAAGGAUAAACCAAGCCAGACAAAGAGAAAUAUAAUACAGCAAAGAAAAUUCCAUUAGUGAGUGGAGAUAACGUGGUUAUCUCGGUCCUUGUUAUUUCCAUUAUAAUUAUAAAGAUUUUUUCGUUUCUUUGGUUGUUUUUUUUUUCCUUUUCCUUUUUAUUUUCUUGACUAGGUAGUUUGUGAUUUGUCGCGAAGAUAUACUCAAUUACAAAAUUAUUACCGGGUUCAAAACUUUAAAAAAAAGAAGCUGAGUCCGAAAGGUAUUCUGGGAAAUGACCAAAAUUUCCUCCCGAUGUAUUUAUUUGAAGAGUAAAGAGUCGAUAUGGAACAUGUGUUAAAAGUGCAAAAAUGUGUGAACAUUCCACGCGUUGUAUCAAUAGAUAUCUCUAAUUAACGUAUUGCCCAUGUACUGUUUUAGGAGCAGGCGUAGCUCAGUUGGUUAGUGCGCAGCCAUCAGAGCUAGAGGUCCAAAGUUCGAUCCUCAGGAACUCCACGUCGGUUUCGACUUCUCUCUGUUCUGUGUAGCUUUGAUUAGCUUUAAAUACCCGUAAAAAGGAGCACUGAUAGUUAGAGGGGGUAGAGGUCGCACCUUCGAGCGCAUUAAACAUGAGCCCUUGGCUCUGGAGAAUUGGGCAACAACUCCCCGCGUCAUCGAAGUAAAAUAAAUCACCUUUACCUUUCACCUUCUUUUUUACCAUUUCGGUCUCAGUUCUAUGUUUUGAAACAGGAAAUGAUUUUGAUAUUGAUGAUAUGGAACAUGUUAAUAUAUCAAAGAGAAUAGGAUAUUUUUUCUUUUAAAAAUAUUUAUCUUAUUUUUAGUUCUAUAGUCUUUUUGUUCUUAAUAUAUUUCGAACAGAAAAUCCUUUCCUAACAAGAGGAUUAUCAUGGGAUUAUCAAAGAAUGACAUGCAAUUCCCUACGUUAUGAUACGCGACUAAUAAGCUUAAGGUUUCAAGGUUUAAAAAUGUUUUCUUGGUUUUAGACGGAGCUUUGCUCUCAAAUACGUUAAGAAUGAGGUUUAGGAGCUACCAAAAUCUCUUCUUAUUUUUGUAUUAAAUUAUGCUUUUCCCUGAAAAUCUCGAGAAAUUUGAGAGUUAGAUGAGAAAUAUUCCAGAGGUCAAGUUUGUUCAAAAAGAGAAUGAAGAAGUUUGGUUUCUUGAACAGUUUGGCGCAUGGGCGUAAGUUUUGAGUCCAGUCCCAAAUGGUUCAAUACAAUGCAAAACCGAUAAAAACGCGGAUAUGUAAUAACUUUGACAGUUCUUUUAAGAGCUGCGACUUUAAUUCAAUCAACAUAGAAUAUGAUAUGCGUAAAUUUAAAAAAAUGCUUUUAAAACAUUAUUGAAAACUACAUUUGUUACGGGAUUUAGUGAAGUGAAGUGAAGUGAAGAAAUUAUUCUUACAAGCAUAAAAAAAUCGUUUAUAAAAUGCUAUUGGUUUAUAAAUUACUUUGAUACUCCUUCAAAUAUUUCUUCUAAAUUCAAAUUUAUUUCUUAUUAGUUUUGUAUUAUAUAAUUAUUGCAAUUUGAUAACUAUUAGUCUAGAACUAAACGGAGCGCGAGUUAAUAGUAAACAUCACUAAUAAAGAGAUUUAACACCGACAAGGUCUGGAAAAUGGACCAUAUAUCCUAGAAGACGCACCGUUGGUAUUGUUGUAUGCGUUGUAUCGACAAAUACUUGAUUCAAAAGCUUUGCUUGAAAUAUAAGUGAGGUGCAUCUCUUCAAUGGGAUUAUAAACACAGAGAGGCCACACUGCUUGUUGGCAUAACAAAAGAACUAACGUGCUGGCUAAUGACGUCACACAAAGUUUAAAAAAUUAUGGAACAUUGAAACUUUAAAGUUCAAGAUUAUCCUAACGUUACCUAACCUUACCCUAAAGCUAACCUUACCUUACCCUAGACCUAACCUAACCUAAUCUUACUCUAGACCUAACCUAACCUAACCUUACCCUAGACCUAACCUAACCUAACCUAACCUAACCUAACCUAACCUAACCUUACCUUACCUUACCCUAGACCUAACCUAACCUUACCCUAGACCUAACCUAACCUAAUCUUACUCUAGGCCUAACCUAACCUUACCUUACCCUAUCCCUUGGGAAUCUGCAUCCGCCAGCAGUUUUGCAUCGUGUGUUUUUUUGCCAAUAUUAGUUGAUGUAAUACAUUCUUAGAUGACAUUAGAUUUAUUGAAAUUUUUUACGCUCUAGCAAUCUAACAUUGUGUUUGAAACAAUAAAACAGCUAUUACCUCAUUA